CAGCUGGAGGAGGAACAGCAGGGCCUGCAGAAGAAGCUGAAGGGCACAGAGGAUGAGGUGGAGAAGUACUCCGAGUCCGUCAAGGAGGCCCAGGAGAAGCUGGAGCAGGCGGAGAAGAAAGCUACAGACGCUGAGGCUGAAGUGGCUUUUCUGGACCGACCUACCUGAGGAAGAGUUGGACCGAGCCCAGGAGCGCCUGGCCACCGCCCUGCAGAAGCUGGAGGAGGCUGAGAAGGCGGCUGAUGAGAGCGAGAGAGGCAUGAAGGUCAUCGAAAACAGGGCCAUGAAGGAUGAGGAGAAGAUGGAACUCCAGGAAAUGCAGCUGAAGGAGGCGAAGCACAUAGCGGAGGAGGCUGACCGCAAAUACGAGGAGGUUGCCCGCAAGCUGGUCGUCCUUGAGGGAGAGCUGGAGCGCUCAGAGGAGAGGGCAGAGGUGGCGGAGAGUAAAUGUGGUGACCUAGAGGAGGAGCUGAAAAUUGUCACCAACAACUUGAAGUCCCUGGAGGCCCAGGCUGACAAGUAUUCCACCAAGGAGGACAAGUACGAGGAGGAAAUCAAGCUUCUAGGGGAAAAACUGAAGGAGGCUGAGACCCGGGCAGAGUUUGCAGAGAGGUCCGUGGCGAAGCUGGAGAAAACCAUCGAUGAUCUAGAAGAGAGUCUGGCCAGUGCCAAAGAGGAGAACGUGGGCAUCCACCAGGUCCUGGACCAGACCUUGUUGGAGCUGAACAACCUCUGAGCUGCCCCGGGGAGCCCCCGUCCCUCUUCCCUACCCCACACGUGCACCCCACUGGCACGCUCGGGACGUCAUCAGCUGAACUGCGUCUUGGCCAAAUCCACACAUCCAUUGAGAAGGGAAGCCCUGCAGCCUGACACCGUGGCUCGGGGGCGUCUUGUCUGUGCACAGCCUGACCGGCUCUGUCCUGUCUUCAUGUCCAAAUAUUAAAGCAGUUUGACAAGA
This is a messenger RNA of Opisthocomus hoazin, 958 nucleotides long. The record is from RefSeq and is a predicted model, not a curated record. Lineage: Eukaryota; Metazoa; Chordata; Aves; Opisthocomiformes; Opisthocomidae.